Molecule: messenger RNA, 4275 nt
Organism: Bombyx mori (domestic silkworm)
Lineage: Eukaryota; Metazoa; Arthropoda; Insecta; Lepidoptera; Bombycidae
Exons: 4
Coding region: 423-1613 (396 amino acids)
Source: RefSeq, a predicted model, not a curated record
AUUUUCACCUCAGUCCAGUUAGAGCAGUGUUGCGUGAUUUACGUGUCCACGUAUCAGCUGCCAACGAAACGAUCGUAAACGAAACAAUGGAACAAAAAGUGUUAAUUAACAAACAUUUUGAUUAUGAAAAAUACGUUUAAUUUCUUUUAAAAUAACUUUUUGUGUGCACAAAAAAGUUUCGUAAUGUUUUAUUUGCAAAUUUUCGAAUGUAAAAGUUAGUUUGUGAUUUGUUCCGAUCGUCUCCGACGGUUUUGUGUUGAAAACAGUGAUUUUCUGGUUUAAUUCGUGUCGAAUUGGUUUAUAAUUGGACGUGUACUUGUUGGAGCGGUGUACAACUUUGCUGAUUCCAGAGGUCCAGUCUUUAAAAGAAAGAAGAGCGACUUAACCAUCAAAACUGGAUACUACCAGCUAAAAGUUCCACCAUGGAUUCUGAGAGCCGAAGCGAGUCGGCUCUGAAUAGCCCAACGGAGCCGGAUGUGUCGCUGGCGGCUUCUCUCACCGACCCACUUGAAGCCCACACCCUGGAUGAAGCUAGGAGAACAAUAAGGGAUCUCCGAAUGAAAUACAGGGCACAGGCGCAUCAGCUGCUGACAUGGCGCCGUGCUCAUCGUACCCAAGAAGAGCUCGUUUCUCGACUACAGCGAGAAAAGGCCGAACAACUGAAGAGCCUCUCCAGCCAACUGCUUCUCUUCGAAUCACGACUCGUUCGGAAGCAAAAAGAGAUAACCACCAUGCUUGCGUUACGAGAAUCUAUUAUCAUGAAGCAGCAGAAAGUGAUCGAGAGCCUUCAAGUCAAAUUAAUGGACAACGGCAUUGACAUGUCGCAAAACAUUCCAGAUUUCAGGGAUAUGCUGCAAGAUACGCACAUCACUGGCGACUUUGAUUCACUCAACGACUCCGAUUCCGCUGUCAUUAUGGAGGACGCUGAUUACGACAGCAACACUUCACAUUUAAGAUUCAGAUCCACAAACCCCGACAGCGUGACUGUAGUUAGAUCAAUAUCAGAUGCCAUAGAUCCGAACAUGAAAUACAGUGUGGUUCGCCGUUCAAAUGGCUUCUUAAGAAGACCAGAAAUUCUGGAAACCGUAUACAGCGUGGAAGAAGAAAUGGAUGGCGAUUCCACGAAGGGCCUGAGCGCGCAGAGCAGCACAGAGAAGGAAAUUAAAGAAGCAAACAAAACCGACGAAGAAAAACAUACAAGCCUAUUAGCUCAAAGGCGAGACAACUUUCGCAUGAGGAGCGUUGUGUUAACCGGAGAAAUUAAAAGCAUCGAGGGUGACAAAGAUCUCAAGACCAAAAAAGAGAAGGACAUUUGGUCGUAUAGUUAUGUGCCAAAAAGGAUGACUCCCGCCAACGAUUCUGAUGAUGAAGUAACUUCGAACGCUGACAGCGCUGACGAGGACCCAGAACCGAAGCCGAACCACGUGGUCACCUACAACAGAGUUAUGUCGAACCACAGAAACGUAACGAAACCAAAAGACGUCAAGUACAAGAGGAUUAACAAAGCCAAAUCGAAGAGCCUGGAGGAGCUUCGCGGAAGAUUAAAGAAUUGGGUCGAGAAGGGAAACAAGCUUUCAAAUGUACCUUUAGAGCACGCUCAGAGCUAUGCCUAAUUCAAAAGUUCCUUUUAUUGUAUUAGCUGUGUGAAAUCAAAACACAUUUGACUUAACGCUUCUUCAGAUGCUUUCUUCAAAGUGGUAUUGUUGUGUCACAAAAUUUACUAAUGAAUAGGUAGAUUACACAAGAGUAUUUUAGAUAAAUGUUUCAUGUUAGGCUUGUAAGUAGUACCGGCUUGACUUAAAACGAGGCCAGAUUCAUUGAAAUUCUUAUUCUUGAUACUUGAACUAUUGUAAAUAAUUUCUUAUUGUAAAUUAUAGGUUUUGUAAGUGUCUUAGUCAAUUGUUAUGCGGUUUAUCUUUUGGCUCAUAGAUGAUUCAAAUAUUGGAUUGGAGUUUAAAGAAAUUCAAUUUUGAGAAGACAUUAAAACUAGGUAGAACGAAAUUUUGAGAACAAUUAUUGGAAAGUUUUGAUUCGCAAUUCUUUGAAUUUUUAAAAAUCUUUCGCUUAUUUUUGAACAGAAAUUCGGUAUCUGCGGAGAAAUAGGAUUUGUAUUUAUGCGUCUGACUGAUUUUGCAUAUUAUAUGUUUUUCUUUUGUAUCCAAAUCGAUAAUAAAUUUAUUAUAAUAUUUAUGUACGUUAUUUCGCACCUUUAGAAUUAUAAAGACCCAACUCAAAAAAUGUGUUUUUUGGAAAACAUCCAUUAAAGUUCUCAACCCGAAAAAACAUAGAGGAAGGGGACAGAGUGAAAGAGACCGAUAGAUUGCUUUGUCCUUUUAUAAGGUACUUAUGGUCAUUUGAUUACUAAAAGUCGCUGAACAAGAUAGUUCUAGGUCAAUUUUUGAAUUAAAGACGAAAUUCAAAUAUUUCAAAAUGAGUAUCUAUAAUUUUAAAGGUGCGAUUUGUGCGUAUGAGUUCGUAGCCGGAUUUAAAUUGAGAUUCUGUGAUUUUGUCUUGAUUUUGUACUGUUUUUUGUCUCAACUCAAAAAAACUUUUUUAGUUGAAAAAUAUUUUGUCAAGGACUUGAACAUAUCGACGCUUGAAAGGCAAACGUGACUAAGCGACAAUGCGUGAACUUUACAGUAGACUAAUAUAAAGUUGAAAUACCUGAAAAAAAUUCUAUUUUAACAAAUCUAGCUGUAGUAGAAUCUAGCUAGUAGCUGUAGGAUUGAAAUGAUUUUAAGAGACCUAGAAAUAUAUAUUUUUUUGCGCAUCGAAUAUGGUUAUUGCCUAUCAUUUAUGUACAGAGCAGUUAUUGUCGCUUUGUCACGUUUGCCUUUCAAGCGUCGAUAUUUAAAAUUAAGAAUUUUAAAAGUUUUAAGAAAAAAAAUUUUUUUUUCAGUCAAGUUCAUAGUUUUAUUUUAAUCAAACUGUAGACACAGAAAAGUUCAUACGAAUGAAUGAACACAAUUUUUUUCUUUUGAAAUGCGACUAAACGCGAUUAAAUAAAAGGCAUACAUUGAAAAUGUUUCAAUUAUCUUCUUCAAUAGUUUUAAUACAUAUUUAGUAGUGUCUUGGUGCCAAUUGUAAUUUAGUGUUGUCAUAAUUAAAGUAAAACAAAUAAAAUAAAUAUUAUAAAAAAAGCUCAUUGAUCUGUGAAUUUCAAUGUGUACAGAAUAAAUCUUCAUGUUUAAAAUAAAAAUAAAUAUGAAAAGAUUAAAAAUAUAAACAAAAAAGUUAUUAAGUAAAAAUUUCUAUUAAAUAAGUUCAACAAAUAAAAACGUUUUUACUGCUGGUGGACACAGACAAACAUGUUGCCCAUAUGGUGAGUGGACUCCGUUGUUCAUGGACAUCAGCAAGGCCAGGGUAAUACCCAAGUUCUCGUCUACCGCCAUUCAAGGACUUAACGACCUACGUUCCAAGUUCUGUAAAACCAAAUAUGUUAUAGCGUAAUAGCUUUUUAUUCGCCGGAUAUACAUUCCGUUAAUAUGCCGCGAAUAAAGAAACCGUGAAUAUGGAAAAGCACGUUUACAAAGGAUAUGCGGUUGGAUUCCUACAUAUUGGAAUCUUAUGUUUAAAUCGGUGUACCGAUUAGAUCCGUAAAUAAAUAAAUCUUUAACCGCGAACAUAAGGAUUGGGUGUCUUUUUUUAAUCCACGAUUAGUGAAAACACAAAUGAAGGAAUCGCGAAUAAAGAGAUUUUACUGUAUUGGAAUGUAGCCAUACCUAUUUAUUGCCAAUUGAUUACCUAUUCAUGCGAAUGGGUAAAAUUUUAAUUUUAAUUUUCUACUACAUUCUCACACACAUGAACCUAAUAGCAUACGUUAAAGCAAAACCCCCCACAAUGGGAUUAAAGCAAAACCCCACACAAUGGGAUCAAAUCGUUGUCGCUCCUAUAUCUGCCGCGUAGUGCUCUAUAGUCUGCUCUGUGGUCUAAAGGGUACCACUAUUUUAAUGAACCUUCGACCUGGAACUCAACGCUCACAUGCUAUUGUAUGUAAUUUUAGGAGAUAAAAUUUAAUAAAUUAUUUAAAAAAAUUGACAGAAAAAUCGAUCUUGGUUCUUCCUAACCGAAUUUAAAAUGACGUCCUCAAUUCGGUCCUCAUGUUUAUUAAGCGUAUGCUGUUCACCUGAUUAAUUUCUCGAACGAUUUAAAUAUAAAAGAUUUCUCUGUACACAAAUCUUUGUAUGUUUAACAUAUCAUCACAUAUUUAAUUCACAUCCUAAAGUAAACGAUCGUAUAUUUUAUUGAAAAGAAUAUUAAAAUAUUUAACGCUAA